Messenger RNA from Anolis carolinensis (green anole), 1295 nucleotides. It is a transcript of the gene mturn, whose product is annotated as maturin, neural progenitor differentiation regulator homolog. Gene Ontology annotation, biological process: positive regulation of megakaryocyte differentiation; regulation of signaling. The transcript is spliced from 3 exons. NCBI's taxonomy places the organism in Eukaryota, Metazoa, Chordata, Lepidosauria, Squamata, Anolidae. The record is from RefSeq and is a predicted model, not a curated record. Bases 412 to 807 code for a protein of 131 amino acids. Gene Ontology annotation, cellular component: cytoplasm.
UUUAUGGGAUAUGUCCUGUUUUUCCGGAGUGGGUGGAUCUCCUGGAAUCCAGCAGGAUCCGGCCAAAUCCGCCGAGGAGUGACCCUCUUUCUCCCCGCCUCAGUGAACCUCGAGGUGGGGGAAGGCUGAAGGAGGAGGAGGAAGAGGAAGGCGAGGCCCGCCCGCCUCCAAACACGGCAUGUAAACAGUACAGCCCAGGGGUUGAGGCAGGCGAGGAGGCCGAAGGAGGAGAGCGAGAGAGGGAAGCAUAGCCCCCAUUAACCCCUUCCCGCUUUCCCUCCUCCUCCUCCUCCUCCACGGAAGGAAGGAAGGGCCGCCUCGGAGGGGAGACAGUCACGCAGCCAGAGGAGGCGGAGGCGGGAGAGGGAGGAGGAGGCGGCGGCUAAAAGGCGGCCGCCGGGCUGAGCGAGGAUGGAUUUCCAGCAGCUGGCGGACGUUGCGGAGAAAUGGUGCUCGGGCAACCCCUUCGAGCUCAUCGCCACCGAAGAGACGGAGCGGAGGAUGGACUUCUACGCCGACCCGGGCGUCUCCUUCUACGUCCUCUGCCCGGACAACGGCUGCGGGGAGAAUUUCCACGUUUGGAGUGAAAGCGAGGACUGCUUGCCUUUCCUGCAAUUGGCUCAGGACUACAUUUCUUCUUGUGGUAAAAAGACGCUCCAUGAAAUACUGGAAAAAGUCCUCAAAUCAUUCAGACCUCUACUGGGGCUUCCAGAUGUAGAUGAUGAUGCAUUUGAAGAAUAUAAUGCAGACGUGGAAGAAGAAGAAGCAGAAGCCGAUCAUCAGCAAAUGGGUGUCAGUCAGCAGUAAUAUUGAGAGGAAUUUAAUAUAUAUAUAUUAUCCUACCAUGUGGGGUCUUAUGCUUCUGUAUUAGCCUUUUUGAAAUUAGCACAUCACACCGGAAAAAGCUGGCUUCCAAACCCAAAGUUUAAAAAAACAGAAAAGAGAGAAGAAAACCAUUGAUAUUUUAAUAUCUGUGAUGAGCUUUGCUAAGAAGUGGCCUGAAUUCACUCCUGCUUCAGUGAGGUUUCUAUGGCGUUGUCUUAGUAGCAUUCUGCCAUUAUCUUAGAACUAGGGUGUUUUUCCCCCCUCGCUGACUGUCUUUUUUGUUGUUGUUAUUAUUAUUAUUAUCAUUAUUAUUAUUAUCAUCAUCAUUUUGUUUAUUUGUAUAGGAGAAUUAACAUUUCACUGACCUGAAUGUGAUUUGAAUGUAGGAACUAUUUGGUUGACGUGUUAAGUACUUGCGUGACCUUAACGAGGACCAUCCAUGCAGAGAAUAAAUGCAAUCUGCACUUUCA